Molecule: messenger RNA, 246 nt
Organism: Hydatigera taeniaeformis
Lineage: Eukaryota; Metazoa; Platyhelminthes; Cestoda; Cyclophyllidea; Taeniidae
Source: the annotation of a GenBank genome assembly
AUGACAAGCAGUCCUCGGAAUAACAAUGCACGCACUGUUGUUGUGGUCGAAGAUGGUGGAGAAGUUGAUGCCGGGAUUGGUGCGGUUGAGCACGUCGUCACGAAUGUUGUCACAACGAAAGAAGCAGUGGAGUUCGGUGAUGGACCGGUAGAGACAGUCGGCGGAACGCUUGCUGGACAACUCGUAAUUGCGCAUCUUCACGGAUGCAUCGUCUUCCAACAGGUUCAGCGUCACCACUCGACCUGA